Messenger RNA from Vombatus ursinus (common wombat), 3147 nucleotides. RefSeq names its product solute carrier family 37 member 1 (gene SLC37A1). The coding region runs from base 328 to 1938 and encodes 536 amino acids. Gene Ontology annotation, biological process: glucose-6-phosphate transport; phosphate ion transmembrane transport. Gene Ontology annotation, molecular function: glucose 6-phosphate:phosphate antiporter activity. NCBI's taxonomy places the organism in Eukaryota, Metazoa, Chordata, Mammalia, Diprotodontia, Vombatidae. The transcript has 20 exons. Gene Ontology annotation, cellular component: endoplasmic reticulum membrane. The record is from RefSeq and is a predicted model, not a curated record.
GGGGGGAGAGGAGGCAGACCCUGGCCGGAGCCGCUCCUGCCUGCCACCUCAGUCACUCCAGGAAGUGUCAGGACAGCAGGAAAUGCCGGUGUACGCGAAAACUGUUUGGCUGCUAGAAGAGAAGCAAUUUUUGGUCGCCCAUAGUGCAGAACCAUUGCCUGACAGAACAAGGGAAACAAAAUCAAAAAGAAGGCCUACUCAGCGGACAGUGUUUACAGAAUCUUUUCAACCCCUACAUUAGAAGGAAUAACUUGGAUUAAGAAGUAGACAUCAUUUCGUAAAACAUUCUAUUUUGUGACCUGAACUCUGCAAUUAGCUGUGUGGUAAAUGGCUUCACUGCCUACUGGAAUCAGGCUUAUCACUUCAUUCACAAGAGAUCAAUGGUAUAGGGCCUUCAUUUUUAUCUUGACCUUUUUGCUGUAUGCAAGUUUUCACUUAUCUAGGAAACCUAUCAGCAUAGUUAAGGGUGAAUUACAUAAGCAGUGUGCUUCUCAUGGUAAAGUUAGACUCAACACACUGAAUGAAAAUGCCUUCCAUGAUCCCGCUGGGAAAAUAUCAGAUAAUGAAACCCACUGUGGUUGGGCACCAUUUGAUAAAAAGAACUAUCAGCAAUUACUGGGAGCAUUGGAUUAUUCAUUCCUUUGUGCUUAUGCAAUUGGAAUGUAUUUAAGUGGCAUAAUAGGGGAACGCCUGCCAAUUAGAUAUUACCUAACGUUUGGAAUGUUUGCCAGUGGAGCCUUUACAACACUUUUUGGCUUGGGCUAUUUCUAUAAUAUUCACAAUUUUGGUUUCUAUGUCAUAACUCAGAUAGCUAAUGGGUUGGUGCAGACCACUGGCUGGCCUAGUGUGGUGACCUGCAUUGGCAACUGGUUUGGAAAAGGAAGGAGAGGCUUAAUUAUGGGCAUUUGGAAUUCUCACACCUCUGUGGGGAAUAUCUUGGGAUCUUUGAUCGCUGGCUAUUGGGUGUCUACAUGUUGGGGACUAUCUUUUGUAGUACCGGGUAUCAUCAUUGCUUCAAUGGGGACAGUGUGUUUUCUCUUUCUUAUUGAACAUCCUAAAGACAUAAAGUGUUCUUCCACACCACUAAUUAGCUCAAAAGGCUAUGAGAAUGGUACUAACAGAUUCAGAGUGCAAAAACAAAUUCUGUACACCAAGGAAAGUAGUAAAAAUUUGAUUUCUAAACAGGAUCCAGAGAUUCAGAGUUUGUUAUCAGACGGUGAAAAUGGUACAAUUCCGCCAAAGUUUGUCACAGUGCUACGUGGUGAUGGAAGAAAUGGGAUGGCAGCAAUCAGUUUCUUAGGCGCCUUGAGAAUACCUGGAGUCAUAGAGUUUUCUCUUUGUUUAUUGUUUGCCAAGCUGGUCAGCUACACUUUUCUGUUUUGGCUGCCACUCUAUAUCACAAAUGUAGAUCAUUUUGAUGCCAAAAAAGCUGGGGAUCUCUCCACUUUGUUUGAUGUUGGAGGAAUCAUUGGUGGAAUCUUGGCAGGUGUGGUUUCUGAUAGGCUGGGAAAGCGGGCUUGUACCUGUGGAUUAAUGCUACUGCUAGCAGCUCCAGCGCUCUAUAUGUUCUCCAUGGUCAGUAAAAUGGGCCUAGAAGCCACAAUAGUUAUGCUUCUUAUCAGUGGAGCUCUUGUCAAUGGUCCUUAUGCACUGAUCACAACUGCAGUCUCAGCUGACUUGGGUACCCAUAAAAGUUUGAAGGGAAAUUCCAAAGCCCUCUCCACUGUGACAGCUAUCAUUGAUGGAACUGGUUCUAUAGGUGCUGCCUUAGGUCCUCUCUUAGCUGGGCUUAUCUCCCCCUCUGGCUGGAACAAUGUGUUUUACAUGUUGAUGGUAGCAGAUGCCACUGCUUUACUGUUCUUAUUGCGCCUCAUCCAGAAGGAGCUCUGCUGCACAAGAUCCAUGCCCGGAGAACAGCUUCAGUUUAAAGAACAUUAAUCAUUUCAGACACAUUUGGGGAAGAAUCUAUACUCAUCAUCCAAAAAUAAUCAUUCAAGGCACAGUACAAUGUAAACAACUCCACUUUGAAGAACUUGCUUUCUCUACAUGCAUUUUGCACACAUACCUGAAAGAGAUACAAAAGCAAAUGUUACAUCCUUUUAUAUUUUAUUAAGCACAUACAGAACCUCAGGAUUAUAGUUCUCAGAGAGUUAGUUCUCAGAGAGGUAAGAGCUGCUGAAAUCUUCAGACUAGUUACUUUAGUUAAGGUCAUAAGGAAAAGAUACCAAGUGCCUGGCUGAUUCAUUUUUAUCUAAUUAUUUGAACAUAACUUGAGACGAGUAUAGAAUUGAUCUGGCACUGAAAUGAAGCGUGAGCCAUUCUCAGGUUUCUUAGUGAUGGAAUAUUACAGUAAUUUGAAAACUAUGCCAGGAAGAACUUCAACAAUAAACAUCUGUUUAUUCUUUAACAAUAAACAAUGUCAUUUUCAAAAAUACUAGUAUGUUAUAUUAAAUGUAAUAGCCACAAACUGGUAAAGAGGUCAUUGAUAUAAAACAGUAGUUUAACUUAACCUUGAAAAGAAAAUUGGUUCCCUCAAGCUUCAAUCAAAACUGAACUUUGAGCAUGUCAAUCCCAAUAAAGUAUUUUCCCAAUUUUUCUCUAUAUACUGUCCCACAUCCAGUUGAUGUGAUAAAUUAGUAUAGAACAACAAAGCAGCCUAAACCAGUUAGCUGGAAUAAAAUGAAAAUGGCUAACUGAAUCAUACCAGAGAAUACCAGUCAAACAACACUGUUGUUUCUGAAAGGUUUACAUUUGUUAGAAGUACUCUGGAAUGCUGUUGAAGGCCCCAUAAAAUGUCUACACAUCAGUUAAAGCUGCUACUUGGUACUUAGAGCCAAAUUAUACAGGAGGAUGAGCAAAAUGAAAAAGGAAAAUUCAUAGGUUUGUUAUUUAGGAAGGUUAGUUUGUUCACAUGCAUAGUAAUCGAUACAAUUUCUUUGCAAUUGCAUCGACCAUUUUUCCUUUUCAUUCUAAUAAAAUAGUAGAGAUCGUUUUUAGAUGUAUAGCAACACAAUAGAUUUUUUAAAACGUGCAUUGUGUUAUAUUCAGGUUAAAGAAAAUUAAAUGACAUUUUGUUAUUUAUUAAAGCAAACAGAAAUGUGUUUUCUGAGUUUUUAUUAAUGCUUGGUUGGUUUUGCAAAAUAUCCA